AGCGAAAGGAGGAGCGGUUUACAAAAAAUAUACGGUUAGUUGGGUUUCAAGAGAAAAACUUGUAUUUGAUGUUUGAUUAUGUAGAUGCACUACAAGUUGUAUUGAAAAUCAAUAAGGAUACCAAACACUUGCAUAAUCGGGUAGCUCCCAUUGUAGUAGACUGGCCAGGACAGCUUUUAUUCGUAAAGCAAUUACCAAUCUAA
This is a messenger RNA of Racocetra persica, 203 nucleotides long. The record is from the annotation of a GenBank genome assembly. NCBI's taxonomy places the organism in Eukaryota, Fungi, Glomeromycota, Glomeromycetes, Diversisporales, Gigasporaceae.